Molecule: messenger RNA, 672 nt
Organism: Morchella importuna
Lineage: Eukaryota; Fungi; Ascomycota; Pezizomycetes; Pezizales; Morchellaceae
Exons: 3
Coding region: 1-672 (223 amino acids)
Source: RefSeq, a predicted model, not a curated record
AUGGCCGCCCACAACAAGCAAUUCACGCUCUACAGCGUCACCGCGGGCCCCAACCCGUGGAAAGUCAACAUAAUCCUCGAAGAGCUCAACCUCCCCUACGAGACCGUCUACAUCAGCAUGUUCUCCGGCGAACAUAAAAAGGCGCCCUACCUCGCCAUCAAUCCCAACGGGCGCAUGCCGGCACUGGUCGACCACUCCAACAACGACUUUACCGUCUGGGAGUCCGGCGCCAUCAUCCUCUACCUCGUGAAGAAAUACGACACCGCGCACACCAUCUCGUUCCCCGACCUUGAGAGCGACGCCCUCGCCACACAAUGGCUGAUGUUCCAGAUGUCCGGUCAAGGCCCCUACUUCGGCCAAUACGUCCACUUCGCACACAACCACGCCGAAAAGAUCCCGAGCGCCAUCGCGCGCUACCGCGCCGAGAUCGACCGCAUCCUCGGUGUUCUCGAGGGCGUUCUGCAGGGGAAGGAGUAUCUGGUUGGCGACAAGUACAGCUAUGCCGAUCUGGCGUUUGUGCCGUGGCACUGGGUGCUCGAGUAUUUUGAGGAGCUGCGGGGGUGGAGGGAGGGCUUUCCGGCGGUGGCGGCGUGGCAGGGACGCAUUGCGGAGAGGGCGGCGGUGGUGACGGCGAGGGAGACGAGGGAGGGGGUGUUGGAGAGGAAGAAGUAG